CACGGAUGGCGACUGUGGGGCCGCGGACCGGGCCGAACGCAGGAGCCGAGGCGCUGGCCCUGGCGGCAGAGCUCCAAGGCGAGGCGACGUGCUCCAUCUGCCUAGAGUUUUUCCGGGAACCGGUGUCGGUCGAGUGCGGCCACAGCUUCUGCCGCGCCUGUAUUAUGCGCUGCUGGGAGCGUCCCGGAGCUGGGACCGGCACGGCGACCCGCACGCUGCCCUGCCCACUGCCCUGUCCUCAGUGCCGCGAGCCCGCGCGCCCCAGCCAGCUGCGACCCAAUCGACAGCUGGCCGCGGUGGCCUCGCUUCUUCGGCGCUUUAGCCUGCCCCCCACCGUCCCCGGGGAGCGCGGGACCCCAGCGGUGGCUGCCCGGGCGGAGGCUGCGCGGUGCUCCCAACACGGAGAGCAACUUAAGCUCUACUGCCAAGACGACGGCCGCGCCAUUUGCGUGGUGUGCGACCGCGCCCGCGAGCACCGUUCGCACGCCGUGCUGCCGCUGGAGGAGGCGGUGCAGGAGGCCAAGGAGUUGCUGGAUUCCAGGCUGAGGGCCUUGAAGAAAGUACUGGAAGACUAUGAAACGUUCCGGUCAACAGAGGAGAGGGAGAGCAAAGAGCUUCUAAAGCAGAUGGCAGCAGAGAAAGAGAAGGUAGGGGCGGAGUUCCAAGCGCUGCGGGCCUUUCUGGUGGAGCAGGAGGGUCGGCUUCUAAGCCGACUGGAGGUGCUGUCCCGGGAAGUGACACAGAAACAGAAUGAGAACCUGGCCCAGCUGGAGGGUGAGAUCACUCAGCUGUCCAAACUCAGCUGCCAGAUCCAGGAGACAGCUCAGAAGCCGGACCUAGACUUCCUCCAGGAGUUCAAAAGCACACUGAGCAAGUGCAGCAGCGUGCCCGGCUCCAAGCCAACCACAGUCUCAUCUGAGAUGAAGAAUAAAGUGUGGAAUGUUUCCCUCAAGAGUUUCGUCUUAAAAGGAUUGCUGAAGAAGUUCAAAGAGGAUCUCCAGGGAGAGCUGGAGAAAGAAGAGAAAGUGGAACUCACUUUGGACCCGGACACAGCUAAUCCCCGCCUCAUCUUGUCCCUGGAUCUAAAGAGCGUACGUUUAGGACAGCGCGCCCAGGACUUGCCUAACCAUCCUCGCCGCUUUGAUACCAACACCCGCGUUCUGGCGUCCUGUGGUUUCUCCUCUGGGCGACAUCACUGGGAGGUGGAAGUGGGCUCCAAGGACGGCUGGGCUUUCGGUGUGGCCCGCGAGAGCGUGCGUCGCAAGGGCCUCACGCCUUUUACCCCCGAGGAGGGCGUCUGGGCAAUGCAACUCAACAAUGGGCAAUACUGGGCAGUGACCAGCCCUGAGAGGACGCAACUCAACUGUGGGCACCUGUCGCGGGUGAGGGUGGCGCUGGACCUUGAGGUGGGAGCAGUGUCCUUCUAUGCAGUGGAGGACAUGCGCCAUCUCUACACCUUCCGCGUCAACUUCCAGGAGCGAGUGUUCCCCCUUUUCUCUGUUUGCUCUACCGGCACCUAUUUAAGAAUCUGGCCUUGAAGAGCUGUAGCUUACUAGAAGGGGACAAGGCAGCGGUGUACUCUCCUCCGUGAGACCGAGAUACUUUAUCUUGGACCUUCCUUCACACCCCUACUUCUGCUGCCCAAGAAGGCUGCCACAGAACACAACAUAGGCGCUGAAGACUGAGCAAAGAGGCCCUGUGGGUAACUAAUCGCACAGUGAAGAGAUGCCUUGGACCCUUGGUGCCUGCUGGCUCCUGUAAUGUUCCUGCAAAUUGUGUCUGAACUAUGGAGAGGGGUGGCUCACUGGCAUAAAAGCCCAGCUUUAAGCAAGGGUGCGUCCUACCACAAGGACUUACUGCCUUGAUUCAGAAGGGUCCCUG
Molecule: messenger RNA, 1881 nt
Organism: Mus pahari (shrew mouse)
Lineage: Eukaryota; Metazoa; Chordata; Mammalia; Rodentia; Muridae
Gene: Trim7
Product: tripartite motif containing 7
Exons: 7
Coding region: 6-1538 (510 amino acids)
Molecular function (GO): zinc ion binding; protein binding
Source: RefSeq, a predicted model, not a curated record